Messenger RNA from Melanaphis sacchari, 1089 nucleotides. RefSeq names its product deoxynucleoside kinase-like. Lineage: Eukaryota; Metazoa; Arthropoda; Insecta; Hemiptera; Aphididae. Gene Ontology annotation, molecular function: deoxynucleoside kinase activity; ATP binding. Gene Ontology annotation, biological process: nucleobase-containing compound metabolic process. The record is from RefSeq and is a predicted model, not a curated record. Gene Ontology annotation, cellular component: mitochondrion; cytoplasm. The coding region runs from base 314 to 976 and encodes 220 amino acids. The transcript has 5 exons.
AUAGUUUAUAAUAUCAAAAUAUAUACAUAAAAAGAACAUCGUUUUUAAUAUUGCGAAUUUCAAGUGUGAAGUGGUAGUGGUCAUUCAACUCAUUAGUUAAUCGAAGCAUUCGAAGCAACUGACAUAUAGAUCAUGCAAACGAGUAUAGUAAUCAGUAACCGGUUCACAUUUAAAUUGUAGUUAACAAAUAACAAAGUGACGAGCUUUUUGAAGAAAUAAAUACGAAGUCUUCUGAAUCGUUCCUGUUUCAUUUCGAAGUUUAUAUUUAUAUUAUUAUAUUUGGAUUCUUGGUUUUAUUUUUUAUAACAUAAAAAUGCAAGUAAUUAAAAAACCAUUCCGUGUUGCAAUUGAAGGAAAUGUUGGAUCUGGAAAAUCAACAUUAAUUAAGUACUUUGAAAACUUUAAAGAAGUUGAAACAAAUGCUGAACCAAUAGAAACAUGGAGAGAUUUAAAUGGUCAUAACUUACUUCAACUGACAUACUCAGAUCCUCACAGAUGGAAUUUUGCUUUUCAACAUAAUGUACAACUAAGUCGUUUGAAUUUACAGUCAAAAACUACAAAUAAAGACGUACAAAUGUUUGAGCGUUCUUUGCAAAAUAAUAGAUAUUGUUUUGUGGAGAUGGCUCAUGACAAAGGAUUAUUAUCCAGUCCUGAAUAUGGAGUAAUGUGUCAAUGGUAUGAAUACAUAGAAGCAAAUGUGGACAUUGGAUUAGAUCUAAUUGUUUAUCUAAGAAGUUUACCAGAUAUUGUACAUACAAGAAUGCAGCGUCGUAACCGUCCAGAAGAACGUACUGUAAAACUUGAUUAUUUAGUAGAUCUACAUGAAUAUCAUGAAAAAUGGUUAAUAAAAAAAUAUUACAAUCUCCCAUGUCCAUUAUUAGUGAUAGAUGUCAACAAAGACUUAUCUGACAAUCAGCUUAUAGAUAUAUAUAAAACUUAUGAAGAUAUAAUAUUUGGUAAAAUACCAGUUUUAUAAUUCAUAGAUUAUACAUUUCUAUUAAGUAAGUGAUUUUAUGUUUCAACAAGAUAACUCUUUUAUAUACAUUUUAGUUCUUAAGUUAAUUUUUAGAUUUCAAUAGUUUUAUAUUU